UUAAACAAAUAAAAAACACUGUCUCAGAUUAUAUUCUGUCCACGUCUUCCUCGGGAUUUAUUUCCUGGGUGUCACAGUUUGAGUUGUUGGGCUGUUUUUAUGCUCAGGGGAUUAUUUAGGGUGUUUUUCCCUCAUAUACUGUACAUUUGAUCCCAGGUGAUGGGUUAUAUUAGUUCUGACAGCACCCAGUCCAGGUUUCUCUUGUUUUCACAAGGUGGUUCUGACUGAUAUUAGUCUGAAGGAGAAGCAGCCCCACUAGAAAGAAGUAACUUAAAUAUCUAUAAUUAUCACAAAUCAAAUUCAUUGCAGCAUAGUUAACUCAGUCCUUUCUCUCUUUCAUUCUUUUAUUUUUGUUUGUUUUUGGUGCUCCCAUUUUUAAAAACCUCCCUCCCACUGUGUGCACUCACAUUGAUAUCACCUCUAACCUGAUGCAUUGUGUCCACGUGACUUGGUGCUGGAUGGCUACUGAGUUUAUUAAUUUGGUUUUGUAUGUUUUUUUCUGUGUGAUUAUGUGUGCAUAUCAGAUGACUAGACUGGCCCAGCUGUUACACUACACUAGCCUGAGUCAGGCAUUGUUUUCCAAGCCACUAUCCCCGAUCGGGCCAACGCAGCCUUCAAGGGGGGGAUGUGACCCGGAGAAUAGCCCGCUGAGCCUUCCAAGAUGGACACCUUGUCUCUUUAUUUGUUUAUUUUUUAUUUAUUUUUUUAGUUUGUUUCCUUUCAUACUAUCCCAUGUUGUCCACUUUCUACUACUGUCUCUAUCUAGAAACUGCAGGUUUGCUUAUCUCUAGCGUUGUGUUUAUAUUUGUUAUUUUUUGUUUGUUAUUUUGAUUAAUGUCCAACCCCUACCCCCCUCUCUCUUUCUGCUACAGCGGCGGCUUGUGUGUGAUUGAGUUCUGUCCAGGUUGCUACGGCAUGUCGGUGGGAUUGAUGCAGCCAUUGGGGUUGUCUUGUGUUGCACACCUUUCCAACACUGCGAAACGAUCGCCCCCCACGGAAAAGCGCCCAUGCUUGAUAUCGUAUGGUUCAUGACCAAUAUGUUUCCAGUACAGGGAAAAUUCCCGAGGAGUCCAAGGCUCUGUCUCUGCUGGCCCCUGCCGCCCCGGUGCCCAGUCUGAUUCCUGGAGGAGGAUUGCUGCCAAUUCCUACUCCUGCUCCGCUUCAGAAUCUGAACCUGCCAUUGGUGAACCGUAUUACUGCUAGUUUCGAUGCUGCGGCGUCUGUGCUCUCCCAGCCGCCACUUAUUGGAAAUGUUGAUCCUUCAAAGCUCAAUGAGAUCAGGAGGACAGUUUACGUUGGCAACUUGAACUCACAGAACACGACUGCAGAGCAGCUGAUGGAGUUCUUCAAGCAGGUGGGAGACGUCAAGUUUGUCCGAAUGGCCGGAGACGAGACCCAGCCGACCCGCUUUGCCUUCGUAGAGUUUGUUGAGCAGGAGUCGGUUGCCAGAGCCCUGACCCUGAACGGAGUCAUGUUUGGAGACAGACCUCUGAAGGUUAAUCAUUCCAACAACGCCAUAGUAAAACCCCCGGAGCUGACGCCACAGGCUGCUGCCAAGGAGUUAGAGAGUGUGAUGAAGAGGGUGAGAGAAGCUCAGUCCACCAUUGCUGCUGCCAUAGAACCAGAAACAAAGAAGCGUUCCUCCAGUCGGUCUCGAAAGCCACGCCGGUCUCGGUCACGCUCUCGUUCACACUCAAAAUCCCGCAGGAAAAGGUCCCGUUCCAAACACAGACCCUCACAGAAGCUGUGGCCGGGGGGCGACGCUCACGGUUCAAGAGGCAGCCACAGGAGGCGCUCUCGCUCCAGAGACAGAAGGCACGCUCGCAGUCGCUCCAGAGGUCACAAAAGGAGGAGUAAGGAAAGGUCCAGAAGCCCUCGAAGAAAAGUCAGAACACCUUCACCAAAACGAGUGAAGAAAGAGAAGAGGAGGGAGCGCAGCAGGGACAGGAAGGAACGCUCCACAUCCAGGAAGAGGAGUCGCAAAGAUGAAGACAGGAUAAAGAGCAAAUCCAAGUCCACUAAGCUGGACCACAGCCGAGAGGUGAAGGAGGAGUACAGGAGUGACAGAGAGGGCUCGGCCACGCCCAGCGAGGACGUGACAUCAUCACCGUGCGCCCAGCACAACGGCAGCUACAAGACUCACAGCGAGGACCACGCAGCUGUGGGUGCUCACCGCUCCAAGUGACCGUCCCGGUUCUGUUGAGUGGACCUGCGCCCCGUCGGGCUCUCCCAUCGAGUGUGUACGCUCCCACAAACUGUGAAAACCCACUACAGCAAGUCCUUUUCCUCUUCUGUCAUAAAAACACCAGCUGGGAGUCUGUAACGAAGCUGCUCUUCUUUCCUGAAAAUAAGGCUUCCGUGUCGCAAAGAUGGUGUAAAAACAACAAAUUCAUAAACAAACCAACUCAUCAGGGUGAUUUUAAAGGCAGAGCUUGUUUCAAAGCUGUUGAAUUAGAUAAAAUAAUCAAUUUUAAAGCUGCUCAGAUCCGCGUCUGAAAAAAAUACAUUACCGUCGGCCAUCUUUAAAAAACCAAACUAAAAGAACUCUGAGUUGAAGCUGAGUUUUAACUCUGAUUUUAUCUCCGACUGUAAACUGCAGGAGAUUAAACACUGUUUGAUGUUCUCAUAUUGGCAGUACACGCCAUAUUUCCCCUUUAAAAACAGUUCUGUCUCCUGGAGAUUCAUGCGUUUGCAGCUUUUGUCUGAUUUGUAAGAAAUAAAAAACUGCACAACCCGA
Messenger RNA from Austrofundulus limnaeus, 2737 nucleotides. It is a transcript of the gene srek1, whose product is annotated as splicing regulatory glutamine/lysine-rich protein 1. Bases 1022 to 2185 code for a protein of 387 amino acids. The record is from RefSeq and is a predicted model, not a curated record. Gene Ontology annotation, molecular function: RNA binding. The transcript is spliced from 11 exons. NCBI's taxonomy places the organism in Eukaryota, Metazoa, Chordata, Actinopteri, Cyprinodontiformes, Rivulidae. Gene Ontology annotation, cellular component: nucleoplasm.